AUGGCGAGAUUCUUGGAGGUGCAAGCUCGUCAGGAAGAUCAGACAGAAAAGACAGACAUUGAAGGUGCUCAACAUUGUUCUACUUUAUUUAUUGCAAAUCUAGGUCCGAGUUGCACUGAAGAUGAACUGAAGCAAGUUCUUUCCCAAUACCCUGGAUUUAAUGCACUCAAGGUGCGUGCUAGAAGUGGAAUGCCGGUAGCAUUUGCUGACUUUGAGGAGGUUGAACAGGCAAACGAGGCCAAGAAUGCACUUCAGGGAAGCUCGUUGCCAUCAUCAGACCGGGGUGGCAUGCACAUAGAGUAUGCAAGGUCUAAAAUGAGGAAACCCUAG
Messenger RNA from Ilex paraguariensis (yerba mate), 330 nucleotides. The record is from the annotation of a GenBank genome assembly. NCBI's taxonomy places the organism in Eukaryota, Viridiplantae, Streptophyta, Magnoliopsida, Aquifoliales, Aquifoliaceae.